AUCAGCCAUCAUACACUACACCUCAUGCACCUCAGUCUUAGACAAAUUUACUAGCAAAAUGCCUUCCACUGGCUGGCUUAUAUUACUUCUCCUUGUUCUUACAAAGCUCACGUUCAGUGGUGUCCAUGGCAAUCUUCCUAGAAAUUCUGUCCAUUGCCUUCCAGACAAGGCUGUGUCGCUCCUUCAGCUGAAGCAAUCCUUCUCCUUCGAUUUCUCUACCACCACCCUCCCUUCAUGGCAAGCCGGUACCGACUGCUGUCUUUGGGAAGGCAUUAGCUGCGACGUCUCCUCCGGUGAGGUCACUGCCCUCAGCCUCGCCGGUCGAGGCCUGUAUAGCUAUGGCAUAGACAGUGCAAUCUUCAAUCUCACCUCCCUGCAGCAUCUUGACCUUAGCAGGAACAAUUUUGGUGGGUCACACCUUCCGGAUGUCGGGUUUGAGAGGCUCUCUUUGCUCACCAACCUCAACCUCUCUGGUUCAGGUCUCUAUGGCCAGAUCCCUAUCAGCAUAGGGUACCUCACAAGUCUCGUCUCCCUUGAUCUCUCCAACAGAGACGUGACUACUUACUUUGCAAAUAUGUUGGUGUUGUGGGAACCGAGUUUUAUGGUGUUGGUGGCAAAACUCACCAAUCUAAGGGAGCUUUACCUAGAUUGGGUGGAUGUAUCUGCUAGUGGAGAAGAGUGGUGUGGUGCCCUGGCAAGACAUGUUCCUCAUCUUGAGAUUCUUAGCUUGGACCUAUGUAGGCUCUAUGGUCCAAUUCAUGUGUCCCUCUCAAGAGUUCGCUCGCUUUCUGUGAUUAACCUCCAUAGUAACUACAGAAUAUCUGGUGCAGUUCCGGAUUUUUUUGCAGAUUUCCAAAAUCUAAGUGUUCUUCAGCUUGGUGAUUGUCGUUUUGAUGGGCUAUUUCCUCCAAGGAUCUUUGAACUAAAAAAACUGAGAGUCCUUGAUUUGUCCUAUAACUCAAACAUGUUGGUUCACCUUCCAGAUUUUCUGAAUGGAAGUUCUUUAGAGAUAUUAAAUAUACAAGAUACAAAUUUCUCUACUGCCAGCCCAAGGUCCUUCAGCAACCUCAAGUUUCUCGAGGAGCUACACAUUGAUGGGAAAUAUAAAUACCUCACGGUGCUUCCUCCAUCCUCAUUUAAGUCCUUGAAGAAGUUGCACUUGUCUCAGCUAGAAUCAGAAACACCAGCCUCCUGGCGGAUUGGGGAAGCUCAGAACUUAACAUAUUUGGAAAUUUCAAGCAGCAACUUCUCCGGGAGAACGCCAUCUUGGAUUGACAAUCUCAGAAACUUGAGGAAAUUGCAAAUCUAUGACUGCAUCUUCUCUGGGCCUAUACCAUCAACAAUUGGGAAUCUGAUGAAUUUGACAGAUUUGGCACUUCAGAAUUGUGGUUUUUCUGGAAGAAUACCAGCAUGGGUUGGUAAUUUAACCCAACUAUCUUAUUUGGACCUUGACACGAAUCAUCUGAGUGGGGAAAUACCAGAUUCCAUAUUUACUCUUCCAGCAUUACAGAUGCUGGAUCUUUCUUCAAAUCGACUUUCUGGCAAGCUAAGGGACUUUCUUGCUUCAUCUUCUUCCUUGUAUUGGAUUGACAUGACUGACAAUGAAUUGGAUGGGUCAAUAAAGUCACUCAGCCAACUAAAAAGAUUGCAUGCACUCUUUCUCGGUUCUAAUAACUUCAUGAUAGAUCAGGUAGAGCUCAAUUCGUUGUUGGGAUUAAGAGAACUCCGGGCACUGGACCUGUCAAAUAAUAGGCUGUCAGUAAUAGAGGUGACAGAUGGACAAGGAGUUUCAGUUCCUUCUGUAUCUCGACUUCAAGUUUUGGACCUAGCAUCCUGCAACCUAACUAAAAUUCCAGAUUUUCUACAGUUUCUGCACCAUGUCGGUUACUUGGAUAUUUCUAAUAACCAUAUUUCCGGCAGUAUACCUAAGUGGAUAUGGGACAAUUGGAGUAAUACACUUCUCUAUCUGAACUUGUCAAACAACAAUUUUUCUAGCAUGGAACUAUCUUCGCCUUUUCUUCCAAAAGCCCUACAAAUUAUUGAUCUUAGCUCCAAUAGACUCCAGGGAAAGGUCCCUAUUCCACUGAAGCCAACAAACCUACAGUUCUUGGACUACUCAAAUAACAGAUUCUCAUCAAUCUUAAAAAACUGCACCUCAUGCCUUGGAAAAACUUUCUACCUUAAGAUGGCAAAUAAUAGAAUAAGAGGAGAGAUCCCACACUUCAUUUGCAACGCGAGCAAGCUUGUAAUUCUUGAUUUAUCUAAUAACAGUUUCAGUGGAACGAUUCCAUCAUGUCUAAUACAAGGUGGCCAUCUCAGCAUAUUGAAUUUGAGGGACAAUCACCUCGAAGGAAGACUAGCAUCUAGGGUUGACAAGAGAUGCGCUCUUCAGACAAUAAAUUUGGGUGGAAAUAGGAUUGGAGGUCAACUUCCCUGGUCACUUUCUAACUGCAAGGAUUUGGAGUUUCUCGAUCUGGGUAACAACCAAAUUGUUGACUCUUUUCCACAUUGGUUGGGAAAGCUUCCCAAGCUUCGCAUUCUGGUCUUGAGAUCAAACCAGCUCCAUGGCACAAUAGAAAAUUCUCCAGGAGAUGAUGACUAUGGAGAACACUUUUCAAGUAUGCAAAUAAUUGACGUUGCCUCGAACUAUUUCUCUGGCAAUCUGAGGUCACCAUGGUUUGAAAAUUUACAGUCUAUGAUCAAAAGUUCUGAUUUCGAAGGAGACAUUAUAAAAGCUCAAAACGUGACAGGAUCUUAUCAAGAUAUUGUCACCGUAAUGUUCAAAGGGCAGUACAUGACAUUCGAGAAGAUAUGGACCACUCUUACAAUGAUCGACUUCUCGGAUAAUGCAUUCACUGGUUCCAUUCCUGAAUCAUUUGGAAGACUUGGUCAACUACAUGGACUCAACCUGUCAAAUAACAUGUUGACAGGAGAAAUUCCAGCACAACUAGGUGGUAUGACUGCUCUGGAGUCAAUGGAUCUAUCUUCAAACGAGCUUUCUGGGGAGAUACCAGAGGAGCUGACAGACCUCACUUCUCUAGGUACCUUGAAUUUGUCCAACAACCAAUUCAUCGGAAAAAUACCGGAAUCGCGCCAAUUUGGAACGUUCCAGAACAAUUCGUAUGAAGGGAAUGCAGGACUGUGUGGACCGCCCUUGUCCAAACAGUGUGACAGCCAAGGAGGUGGACCAAUUGGAGUGCUUGCGAGCAAGUCCUCAGAUCAGGUUGAUGUCAUUUUGUUUCUCUUCAUCGGCAUAGGAUAUGGCCUUGGGUUUGCAGCAGGUUUACUAAUCAAAUGGAGUCGCAUAGGCAAGUGGUUCAGGACAACAAACACGUCUUGAUAGUGCGCAAGCAAAGGUUUGUCUGCGGAGUGCAACUAUGCCUAUGCUGAAUUUUGAAGUAUUUGUUGUACUUACAUUGUUGUUAUCAGCACCUGCAGCUUCAUAAUUGCAGCAAAAAAAAAUGUCUCUACUGCAAGUUGUCUUUCUGUUGCUAUCAGUGUCUGUACUCAGCAAUCAAAACUUUGUACUACGUGAUUUGCAUGUUCAAGAACGAUCUAAAUUUCCGUAUAUUUUUAAGGCAGAUUUUAUUU
Molecule: messenger RNA, 3591 nt
Organism: Brachypodium distachyon (stiff brome)
Lineage: Eukaryota; Viridiplantae; Streptophyta; Magnoliopsida; Poales; Poaceae
Product: receptor-like protein 18
Exons: 2
Coding region: 59-3340 (1093 amino acids)
Molecular function (GO): protein binding
Source: RefSeq, a predicted model, not a curated record